CAGAUUCAAAGAGCUGGGUCCUCUUCACUAUAGAAUUAUUUUAGGGUCCAUAUUUUUGGUUCCAUCCCAAUCCCAUCCCCUAUGUUGUUUUGAAUGUCCCAUGGCAUGCGGCUUAGAAAUGUACAACAAAAAUUCCGACCACAAAGCUGGCCUCUCCUCAUGUGCCGCCACUCCAAUGAGCCCUAGAAUCUCCUUCUCUAAUGACUUUGUGGAGUCCAACCAUUCUCAAUAUCAACACCACACAACCACCAUCAGGAGUGGUACCUCCAGAGAGGCGCCACCGCCACCGCCGCCGUCCUCCGACUUUGAAUUUUCAGUGACCAACUAUUCCAUGAUGAGUGCUGAUGAGCUGUUUUUCAAGGGCAGGUUGUUGCCUUUCAAGGACAGUUGCACCAAGACCACUCUCAGAGAUGAGCUGUUGGUGGAUGAUGAGGAUGACGACGACGUUUCGAUGAGGCCUCCCAGGGGUGCUGUGAGGUUGAAGGAGCUUCUCGGUCUCAGGAAGUCCCACAUUAGAUCCAAGAAAUCGAAUAAGAAUGAUGGGUUUGUGGAAAAAAGGCCUGGUUUGGUUCUUGAUCAGGAGGCACACCGUGGCAAUACUUCGGAACAGUUGAAUAAUGGAGGGACAAGUUGCAAGGAUAUGGAGUUGGGGAUGUAAUGAAUGGAAUUGUUUGUUGAUGGUUAUGUAAGAUUUGUAGAGGUGUGAGGCUUUAUCUUUUUUUUUUUUGGCUGAGAUUUUGAUAAAUUAAGAGGUUCUUAUUUGUGUUAGGUAGUGCGGUUGGAUCUAACUUGUGAUUCAUGUUUUCAGAAGUUGUUUUGGAGUCUUCCCAUUCAUUUCUAUUUCUAUUUCUAUUUCCUAGAAGUUUGUGUA
Cornus florida is the source of this 871-nucleotide messenger RNA. RefSeq lists its product as uncharacterized. The transcript has 2 exons. The record is from RefSeq and is a predicted model, not a curated record. The coding region runs from base 101 to 658 and encodes 185 amino acids. NCBI's taxonomy places the organism in Eukaryota, Viridiplantae, Streptophyta, Magnoliopsida, Cornales, Cornaceae.